Molecule: messenger RNA, 2001 nt
Organism: Candoia aspera
Lineage: Eukaryota; Metazoa; Chordata; Lepidosauria; Squamata; Candoiidae
Product: interferon-induced protein with tetratricopeptide repeats 5-like
Exons: 2
Coding region: 79-1533 (484 amino acids)
Biological process (GO): defense response to virus
Cellular component (GO): cytosol
Molecular function (GO): protein binding
Source: RefSeq, a predicted model, not a curated record
AAGCAGGGAUAGUCAUUCCUUGGGAACAGGAGAUCCAAUCGCUUCUCCCUCCCCACAUCUGAUAACAAAACUGCAAUCAUGAGCUUCCUCUCCCGGGAGGGUUUAAAGGAGAUUCUCCAACAACUGGAAUGCCAUUUUACAUGGAUGUUGCAAAAGGAGGAUAUUGAUCCCGAUGAAUUGGAGGAAAGGAUUGUUGAGCAGAUCUGGUUCUUAAGCAACAAAUCCAAAGUCCAAAAUUACAACCUGCUGGCCUAUGUGAAAUUCCUGAAUGACCAGAAGGAUGAAGCACUGGAGAACUUACGGAAAGCUGAAGAGGCUGUGCCCGUAGAGUACCCAGGGGAAGAUGAAAAGGAGAGCCUGGUUACGUGGGGCAACUAUGCCUGGGUGUACUACCACCUGGGCGAUCUUACUGAAUCCCAAGCCUAUGUGAAGAAGGUCGAAAGCAUUUGCAAGCAUCAUGGAAGCGACUCUCCAUAUAAGAUGGAGCUCCCCCAGAUCGACUGUGAAAAGGGUUGGGCAUUCCUAAAAUUUGGAGGAAGGUACUACGAAAAGGCCAAGGAGAGCUUUGAAAAGGCACGGCAAAAAGAACCUGAAAACCCAGAAUUUAACUCGGGCUAUGCAAUCACAGUAUACCGCCUGGAAGAUUAUUACGCAAAAAAGUGUUCAGGGAAAGGGUCAUCACUGGAACCUCUGCGGCUUGCAGUAAAACUGAAUCCUGAUGACGUAUUUGUUGUUCCUCUCCUUGCAUUAAAGCUGCAAGAAACAAACAAAGUGAAGGAAGGAGAAAAGUACAUUGAGGAAGCGCUUAGAAAAUAUCCUGAUGUUCCUUAUGUGUUAAGAUACGCUGCCAAAUUUUACAGGAAGAAAGGUGAUGUAGAGGCAUCGCUGCAACAUUUGAAGAAAGCAUUAAGCUUGACCCCCAACUCUGGAUUCUUGCACCAUCAGGUUGGGAUUUGCUAUAGGACACAGUACUUUGCAUUGAAAAAAGAAGUGUCAAAAGGCAAAUUCCAAUCCAUUCUAAAGAUGUAUGAACUGAAUACGCUUUGCAUUUCUCAUUUUAAUAAAGUGGUGGAGCGUAAAACCAAGUUUGCCUAUGCUUAUAUUGACCUUGCUAACAUGUAUGCAGAACAAGGACAGCUACGGAAAGCAGAUGAAACCUUUCAGAAAGUAUCUGCCAUGAGCAGUCUAACUUCAACAGAGAAGCAACAGCUCCAUUUUAAUUACGGGCGUUUUCUGGAGCGUCACAUAAAAUCAGAAGCCAACGCUAUGAAACAGUACCUGGCAGGGCUGAAAAUUAAAAACAGUUCAUUUGAGAAAAAAAAGUGUGAACGGAGCUUGAAGAAAUUGUUAGAUAAGGCAGUUAAGAAAGGUGCAAAUAGUGUUGAGGUAUUUGAAAGCCUGGGAUUCUUCUGCCAAAGCAUUGGAUUAAAAGAAGAAGCCCUUGAAGCCUAUGGAAAAGCCAUGGAAAUGGAUCCUUUGAAUGAAGAAUACCUGAGUAUAGUUACGGCCUUGAAGCUUUCCUUAGAGAGCUAAAUGUUUGCAUAUAUUUGGAAAGCACGUGGUUUCCGAAGAUUUUUAGCUUUGCAUGUCAUGCCAUGUCAAAACACUUAGGUUCACAGUUGUCUAGAGCUAGAGUACUUACAUUUCUGCUGUGUGUUUUCUUUGAAAUUAUUUGAUAGAAGAAUAUUCGCUUUUAAUAAAGCCUUCUGGUGCCCUUCAGUUUCAUUAAAGAGACUGAAUGCCUCAGUGUUUCUAAUGUAUGAAUGUAGUUAGAAAACUACGUACCACAAAUAGGGAUUUUGAAUCUUAAAUGUUUACAUGGCCGUUUCUAUAUUUUAGCACCAUUAAUCAUCAUUAAUCCCCUAAACCUCAUCCACUGGUCAUAGAACGUAUUUAUACCUUAGCAAAUGAAUGAGUCCACUCAAGGGUUUAAAUUCUAGUUGACUAAUGUUUUAAAGAGAAUGCAAAAGGUACCAUAAAAAUUAAAGUUGGCUAAAUGCA